AUGCGAGCAAGACGCACGCUGGUGGCUGUGGUUGUGGCUGUGGCGGUGAUCGCCAUGGCAGUGACGAGCGUGCAGGCGAGGGUCUUGGUGGGACAGGGACCAAAGGCGCCGAAGACCGAUUUGGCGUUUCACAAUGAACAGGCGCCAGGCGCCUCCGCCGCCACCACAACCACAACCAAUACCACCACAUCCACCAGCACCACUGUGGCGACGACUGUCAUGCAGCCACAACACCGCAUGGUCGUUUCAACAACCGCAACCACAACAGCAGCAACCACCACAACCACAACUGCUGCUGCCAACAAGAAGACAGCCGCAACCACAGGUGCAGCAACCACCACCACAACAACCGCAACCACCACCACCACCACAACAACAACCACAGCAGCAGACGUCAACAAGACAACAACGACGACGGAGCAGAGGUUCAACAUCUUUGGUGAUUUCCGUCCCAAUCCACCAACAACUACCACGCGAGCGCGGGCAACGACCACCGGGACAGCGUCCGAUCGCGUUGCAGACAAAACGCCAACGACAACAACAGAUGGGCUUCGGCCAUUCGUUGGUGGCACCACCACAACGGGCGUGCGGCCACCACCGCCCGAUGCACUGACAACGAUUACCACGGCAAAACCAGCGGCGCCGCCACCACACACAACAACAACAACAACAACAACGACGACGACGACAACAACAACAGACCGACAUCCACAGGCAACAAUCACGCGCAUUUCCUCCAGCACGAGCGCCAACAACGAAGGUCUGACCGUUGCUCCAACCCCGCCAACCACGGUCCCUGACGACAGGCCUCCGCGGGAUCCGGGGCUGUUGGGAUCGGAGUGGGUUGCCAUUGGCAGUGUUGUGGGCAUUGUGGGCCUCAUUGUGGGCAUCUUCCUCAUGCUUCGCACCCGCGGGAGCAGGCGCCAGGACCGCUACCACCUGCCGCAGAUUGAGCUGCACCACCUCCAUCAGGGUGGCAGUCGUCAUGCACAUGGCCACAGACACAGUGCUGGCAGCGGGGGUGCAGGCCGCGGCAACAAGUUUGCACCCUACAUCGAUGGGGACGCAUCUGUGAUUGCGGACACGGCGGUCGUGGCGCCCGUGCCCGUGACGAUCCAGCCGGAGCAUGGCGAUAUGCGCACACGCCCACACGCGCACGCCCACACGCCGCAGUUUGUUGAUGCAGACGGGCGCCCGGUCGCGAAGCGAACGAAGAAGGGCAGUGGCGAUGGUCGCAGUUGUGUUGGUGGCAAUGGUGAAGAUGGGUUGGCGGUGCAGGGCGAGUUGUUGCAGCAGCAGCACGAGCACAUGAUGUCCAUCUUCACCGACAUGCUGCCGACGUUUGGCGAUGGCGGGAGCGGAAGCAUGCUGCACGAUCACCAGCGCCAGCAGCCGCAUCAGCACAGACACAUGCACAGGCAGCACCAGCUGUUGCACUCGUGCGAGUCUGAGGUGCAGCUGCUGCCGCCCUCACCGUCGGCAUCCCCGCUUGACGAAGCGAUGCCAUUGUGGCCGGUCGUAUCGGCCUCAUCCACAUCCACUAUGACAACCACCACCACGACUGCCUCCAUGGCAACCAGCACCAGUCACACCACCGCCACCACCGCCAGCACCAAUCACACCACCGCCAGCACCAGUCACACCACCGCCAGCACCGGUACAGCUACGGCGGGAGUGACAGGGGCGGCGCCUGCGCUGUGCGAUUCACUGCUGUCGCUUGGGUGCGUGGACGAUGCGUGGGACGUGGGGAAGGAGGAUGGCGCGGGGAGUGGUGGUGAUGGGCAGGGUGUUGAUGGAGGUGAUGACAGGGUAAUGGAGGGUGGCUGCGCGAAGCGUGCCAGCAGCACAGGUAGUGGGAGCCAUGCAAGCAGCGGCAGCAGCCCAGGCAGUGGGGUGUCCGUGAGCGGUGGCAGUGGUGUUGAGGGAGGUGCACGGGAUGCAGGGCGAGAGGCGUACUUGGAGAUGGCGCUGGCGCUGCUGGCAAAGGUCAACGCGUACAACAGCAGCCGAUACGGCGACACGCCCAGCGACAGCGACAGCGACGCAAAGGAGGCGAGCGACGACGCGCACAGCCACAGCACGGGCACCAACGACAGCAGCACGAGCCCUGUGCUGGAGGAGGCAAGCGAUGGUGUGCACGAGGGCGUGCAUGAUGUGAGUGGAGUGGCGACGGACCCGCGGGUGCUGGAGGUUGACGCUGCGCUGCUGCUGUCGUGCGCGUGUGUUCUCGAUCGCAUGGACGGCCUGUGCGCAGCAGCGAAGCUGCACCCCGUGCUGGACGUGACGAGCAACGACGGUGAUGGUGAUGGUGAUGGUGAUGUUGAUGGUGAUGGUGAUGAUGGUGAUGGUGUUGGUGCGGCUGCUGAGGAGGAGGAGGGGAUGAGAAGUGUUGACGGGAAUCGUGCUGGUCGUGCACAGCAGCGUGAUAAGCAAGAACAGACGACAACGACAGCACCAGCGGCAAUGCUGGCGAGAACAAGGGCGAAAAUGGCCAAGACGGGCCUGCUGCGGGUAAAUGUACUGCAGCUGUUGGCCAAGGGUCGGUUAUCGCACAGCGUGGGCAAGGCGCUGCUGCACUUUCUCAAGACCAGCGACAUCAUAGCCACCCCCGCAUAUGUGGACGAGUGUGACACGAGCGGACACACGCCGCUCAUGAAUGCGUGCAUGCUUGGGCACGAAGACGUGGCGGCCGUUCUCGUGCAGCGGCUGGGCGCCAACGUCAUGAUGCAAGACGGAUACGAGCGCACGUGCCUGCACCAGGCGGUCAUCUACCAGCAGCACGCCAUUGUGUCGAUGCUGCUGCUGCUGCGGUGGCAGCAGUCUGCGCGGGGCAUGUACGCGUCGCUGAUCCACACACGCGACCGCAACGGGUGGCCGCCGCUGAUAUGGGCGGUGGUGCUGGAGGAUGCGCGCAGCGUCACGGACCUGGUUGGCGCGGCGCACCACGACGCAGGCACGGGCACCUCGCGCAUGCCGGUGGUGGACAAGGAUGCGCUGACGACGCGCGCAGGCAGCACGUGCCUGCACGUGGCGGCGGAGCGCGGGCUGGUGGAGAUGGCGCGAACCAUCUGCGAUGCGUGCACGCGCACGUCGCUCAUGAUGCUGCUGCACCUGAAAGACAGCCAGCGGCAGGACGUGUUUGCGGUUAACGCGUGCAAGCUGCACGAUGCGCAGCAGCAUGGCGCCCACGCCGACGCGCACCACACCAGCACCCACGCGCACAUUGGCCGCAUCCUCAUGCAGGCCAAGCAGCGCGUCUUUACUGCGACGUGA
Molecule: messenger RNA, 3273 nt
Organism: Salpingoeca rosetta
Lineage: Eukaryota; Choanoflagellata; Craspedida; Salpingoecidae
Exons: 1
Coding region: 1-3273 (1090 amino acids)
Molecular function (GO): protein binding
Source: RefSeq, a predicted model, not a curated record